AUGCUAAGAAUUGAGGGUCUAAUACAAAGACAUUUAGGGGGCAUAUAUACAUUUAUGAGGCAUACAUAUACUUUCUAUCGAGGGGAAUAUCACAGCUUUUAUUAUCGUCUCCGUCUCAAGGAAAGCCCUCUUCAUUCCGCGCACAGCUUCACAUCCAGCUUGAACUCCGAUGCUCCAUUGGCGAAUGGUCCUUUCGGAUCAGUUUGACUAGCUUCGACAGGCUGGAACAGAAUCUCCAGACGAUCAUCACUUUUCGGCGGGCCAGGCUAGAAAAAAUAAAAGAAGUUA
Messenger RNA from Meloidogyne enterolobii, 288 nucleotides. The record is from the annotation of a GenBank genome assembly. NCBI's taxonomy places the organism in Eukaryota, Metazoa, Nematoda, Chromadorea, Rhabditida, Meloidogynidae.